Lactuca virosa is the source of this 462-nucleotide messenger RNA. The record is from the annotation of a GenBank genome assembly. NCBI's taxonomy places the organism in Eukaryota, Viridiplantae, Streptophyta, Magnoliopsida, Asterales, Asteraceae.
AUGUUCCCAAGUAGUUUUUUUGGCGAGCUGGGAGCGACUGGUAAUGGGUCCGGCGACCUGGUUAGCUGGGAACGAUCAGAGGUGCUCGAAUUUCGAGCGCUGAUGAGGUUUCAAUGGCUGCUACCGGUUGAUCUAAUUGGAAGGGAUGAAGGUCGCUUUCGAGAAUGGGGGUGCCGGAGGUGGUCGACAGUAGUGAUCAGGUUCUAUCCGCUGGAGCAAGAAACGCCUGGUGGCGGAGCAGCGGUGGUCUCGUUGGCGACUGGUGAUUCCCGGGUUUCGACCACCGAUGAAGUUGGUCCUGAACCAUUGUCGUCAAUCGAGACGGGAAGAGGCACCAUGGUAACCAGAGGGUGCGAACCUGGCGGGGCCCGCUCUUUGUCGUUUGCUAGCUUUUGCUUCCUUGAAUUUUGUGGUGUAGACUGUACACGCAUACCCCUCUUUUUUAUCUUUUGUCGUUUGUAG